GCAGAUGGAGGUGCUCCUGGUGGUGUGGAUUGGCAGUGAGGAGUGGUGGAACCGUGCCAGGCAGGCUGUGGACCACUAGACCUGUGGACUUGCUCACUGGGUGUUGUGCUUGAUUAUUGAAUCCAACUCGCAUAACUUGCCAUGGCGCAUCACGCCCUAGAACCAAGGUGGCCGCAUCCACACUUGCAGUCUUCAGUGCCAUGUCAGUGACUGAAACUCACAGGAUUCUUUGUGAUACACUGCACAGCUUUAAAUUGAAAUGAGUCACAACUUUAGGAAAAAGGUUCAUGAAACAUGUCGGUUUUGGAGGGAAGGCAAAUGUCAAAAGGGGGAUUACCAGUGCAAUUUUGUCCAUGGGUUCAUCUGUCCCAACGAUGGAAGGUGCUGGAAAGAGAACUGCAACAGGGUUCACUUCAGCCAAAAGAACAUGACCCCGAGAGAUCAUUAUGCCAAGCCUCACCAACAAAAUUACCAGAGGGGCGGGCAUCGUCCAAGAUACCGGAGGAGUCACAGUCGAAGUCAGAGCCCUCCAAGGCAUCGGAAAGUGUUCCAGCGCGGGCGCUCGCCUCAACAUCACAGAAGCAGAAGCCGCAGUCCAGCUUAUCAUACAAGAGUGUACAGCCCUUACCACCGCCGCAGCAGGAGCCCCAGUCCCUUCCGAGCUCCAAGCAGAAGUCUGAGUCCACCACGUUAUCGCUCUCGAAGCAGAAACAGAAGCAGGUCCUGGCACCGCAGCAAGAGUCGUAGUGUUUCUCGCCCCGUCAAUAGAGGUUGCAGCCCAGAGAGAAUAAAGUCCAGAAGUUCAAGUCCCAUCCGAUCCAAAAGCAAGAGCUGCAGUUCAGCCAAAGUGCACAAUAAAAAUCACAGCCAAUCUAGGUCACUUAGUAGAAGUCUUUCACCAAAGCCAAAGAAGAGAAGCAGCAGUAGUAGUAGUAGCAGCAGCAGCAGCAGCACUAGCAGAAGCAAAAGCAGAAGCAGAAGCAGGAGCAUUAGCAAAAGAAGAUCCAAAAGUAGAACAGAAUUGGUUCAUCCUAAAAGCAGCAGCCCACCCUCAGUUCAGGACAAAAGUCAUAAACCUGAAAGUAGUAAAAGUAUAGCUCCAGCAUCUGUAGUCACUGAAAGUGAGGGAGGACUGCCUAAUAAAAAUAGCAAUAAUGCAGGACAUAAGAUGCAAUUAGAUCUGGAAAAUAUAUAUGCAGAUUUAGAUUAUGAAGCAAAUCCAUUGUUGACUGCAUCAAAGAUGGUUGAAAAGGAUGCUGUAGAAAAAGAAGCCCUUUCUAAGUUACAAGCACAUAUAGCAAGAGACUUUAUGAAUCCUGAAACUCAAAAAAUAAUGGAACAGGUUUUAUCCUCAACCAGAGAAAAGGCAAUAAAACCAAAUCCAUUAGAUGAGAGCAAAUCUAAAAAGGAAUUCUUCCUGGAUGAGGUUGGAGAUGACAUAGAACUUGACCUGGAAGAAGUUGGGGAAGAAGUUGAUGACAUUUUUUCAAAGUCAAUAAAUCGUUCUAUGGAUGACACAAAUGAACGUAGUUUUGAUAAAGGUUUGAGUACCAGUAGAAAACUGGGACUGCAAGCCGGUAGUAAUCCAUCUCCACCAAAAUCCAAUCCAGUUGCAAAAUCAAAGAAGUCAACAGAUCAUUUUCUUGAUAUAGAUUUUCACAUGGAUUGGGAUCUAAAGGCCGCCUUGGAAACUGCCUCCAAGUCUUUGAAGAAACCAUCAGAGAUGCCUCCACCAAACCAUUUACCAGAUGGGAGCAAAAUGGGCAGCACCUCCUUGUGGACUCCAGCUCUUGCUCGUCACCAGACACAAGUCCCAAAAAACAGAGUUGGCUACCAAACAAAAGACAAUGACUGGGAAGUAGAAACACCUUAUGUCGGAAGGAAGGACAAGAGCGAAGUCCAGAGAUCUGCUGCUCCAGCAAGGACUGCCAUAAAUGCUGGACUACCUUGUGAUGUGUCUCCCAGCAUACCUUUUGCUCUACCUUUGUCAGAACCUCAGAGCAUACACAGAAAUUCACAUAAAGUAGCAGAAAUUUCCCUGGAAAGUAAAGAGGGAAGAAUGAUUCAGCAAACAGAUGUGCUUUUCCCAAGUGCACAGUCUAUUCCCUCUAGUAUUCCAUCAGUAGUCCAGUCUAUUCCCUCAAGCAUUCCAUCAAUAAUCUCACACACCAUCAAUCAGCCAUCCAAGCCAAAUGUAUCAUCUGCAGAUCAAGGUGCACUGGAUACAACCAUGCUGCCAUCUUGCACAACCAACCUCAUCAGGGAUGCAGUUAGUGAGAAGGAACUGUACCAUUCCCCAAAAGAAGGAGCAACUGCUCCUAAAAAAGUUUCACAGGAACAGACUCCACAAAAGUCAUCUGAAAGUCCGAAAAGAUCAAAACGCAAGCGUCGCAAAGAAAAGAAGACAAAACGAAAGAAAGACUCUUCUGAGGAUGAAGAUGAUUCCAGUGACUCUGAUGAUAGCAAAGAAGAUAAGAAGUUGUCUCAUGAAAAUGAAAAAGACAGUGAUGAAGUUGAAAUGCUUUUUUUCAAAAAAGAGAGCCUCAUGAAACGAGUGAAACUGUUGGUUGAACAGAAGAAAAUUAUGAGCAAUCAACGUGAAGACAUAAUAAGCAAUCACAAAGGAAGUAAAGCAAGUCUUUCAAGUAUCUUAGAAGAAAAUUCUUUCCUCACACAAGAAAUAGGGAAGCAGAUUGAAAACAUAAAUAAAAUGAUAAAAAAUGUUAACCAAGACAUUGAAUCUAAAAGAGGAAACUUCAAGCAAAAGACUUCAUUAUCAAAGGAGAGAUCAGAGAGUCCUCAUGUGUCAGGAGAAACACACAAGAAACCUCAGUAUUCUUCUGAAAAAGAAAGGAUUUCCAAGAAAAUGAUCAAACCUACUGAAAGAUCUGAAGUCUACAGGGGUUCUCCAUAUCAAGAAAAGAGAUCAAAAUCUCCCUAUCGGAAAAACAGUAGGUCUCCGUCUCCAUCUCAUUUCAAACGUGGGUCAUCAGAGGUUGAGCACACGUCAAGGGAUAGGGACAGUAAUAACUCCCGGUCUCCUAAGUCUAUCAGGCACAAGAGGUCAAGAUCACCUAGUUGUAAUGUAUUCAGAGAAGCUCCAAAACCUGUACCUCCUCCUGAGGUGAAGCAAAAUGCCUCUCCUCCAAAGAAACGUGCCAUUAAGAGCAUGAUAGAAGUGGGUAAAAAGCCAGCUGGUGCAGUAUCUCAGUAUCAGACUCCCAAAAAUGUGGAUUCUUCAGUGCAGUAUGCCCCUCAUGAGGCCCAGAGGACAUAUAUUCGCUACACAGACCAGGGAAUGCAUUGGUGUAAGCUGUGCAGUUUGUUCUGUGAAACUGCUCCAGAAUAUGUAAAUCAUCUGAUGACAGAGUCACAUCUGGCAAGGGUUAAGAAUGAUCGGAGGUCAUGGCUGUCCAAGGCCCCGAGGGAAGAAAAGGAUCCAAAGCCACCCAAUGCCCAGGUGUUGACUGUUCCUAUACAAGGGCUUGAAUUCCUACACUCCCUCCCUUGUUAUUACUGCUCCCUCUGCGAUGCAUUCUUAAGAGACAGAGGUGAAGCCUUAAGGCAUCCUGAGUCCAAGAUGCAUGUCUCAAAAUACAAAGUUCAUCGAGCACAGAAUCCUUUGUUUGAAUCUACAUUCUUAAAGGCUAAAACAACAGCGUAUGCAAAGUACAAGAUAGAUGAAGAACGCAAGAAAAUGGAGAAUGAAUUAAGUUUAAAUGAGAAGAACACAUCAGUAGAAAAUAAGCUGCUCAAACAGAUCAAAGAAAAGCUUGAUAAGGAAAAUAAAGAGGACCGAACUUGUGACAGUCGAGAUGACCCUGUCAAAGCCUGCAGCAGCAUUAGAGUUGCCUCCCGUGGACCAAGAUAUUCCACUGACAAGAAGCCCUCCACCUCCCAUUCUUCUCCUAGUAAUACUAGCAGACAUUCAAGAGAAAAGGAGAGUUUUCCAGUGAGUAGUGAUAGUUCCAAGAAGACUGGUGGUGUUAAAGACUCAAAAGUUGAGACACAGAAAAGUGAACUUGUGGAUAGUGAACAUGAUGAAGAUAAUGGUGAAGUCAGUAUCAAAGUUAGUGACAAACCUGGUGUUGAGGACAAAGUGGAAACAAGACCGAAGGAAGAUGGAUCAAGAGACAGAGAUACUGACCGAAAGGCAGCUAGUACAAAACUUCCAUUAAUUGGGAAAAUGCCAUUCUUAAAGAGGAAAGCAGGGAUAUCAAAAAGCAAACCACAACAAAGUACUCCACCUGAAGAGGUACCAAAGUUGAAAAAAGACAUGAAAGAAGAUGUUUCAUCUGAAAAGUUGAAGAUACCAUUACCCAGCUGUACAGUAGAUGAUAAUGAGGUGAACACAGCAUUAGAGCAAACACAGUCAACUAUACCAAAGGAAGCAGAUGACAGAAAACUACCAGUAACUUCAAUGAAUAUUAAAGAAGAUUUUAUUCCACCAUAUGAUCCUAGUGUACCUCCUCCUCCAUUCACUGGUGCUAAAACAUGGAGUACAAGUGACAAAAAGGACACAAGUGGCUCAGCACUGUAUGAUCCUCUUGAGGCAGGGGAUGAAGACUCCUCAGAUGGUGCAGCAGCUGCAACUAUUGAAGCCUUAGAUCUCUUAAAUAUCCCUCUCCCUGGUUUCAAAACACCAACAGAGGUGUCUGCAGUGCCAUUACCUCCAGAAACAGAAGAUGUAUAUCAACCAGAAGAUAUGGAAAUAGAAAAUAUACCAUUGGAUGAAGGAAGUAUAGAAGGAGGAAUAGAGGAGGUUUAUCCACCUUCAGGAAUUAUUGUGCAUCCAGACAUACCAUUCCCACCUGCAGUUGGGAUUCUCACCACUCUAUUGAGCUCAGAAGAACCUCCCCCUCCAGGCACAGAAGGGACUGACUCUUCAUUAAAUUGUGAACUUGGUGGGAAUAUUAAUUCGGGAAAUAUCUUACCUGUGUUUGGACCUCAGGAGUUUAUUCCCAAGAAAACAACACCCUGUAAAAUUCAGAAGAACAAGGAUGCAAAUAUUCCUGUUCCACCUGGGACUGAAGACGAAUAUAAUGCUGAAGAUAUUGACUGCUUUUCACGUUUGUCAGGCCAUAGUAAAGAUAAAGUAGAAAGAAUAAGUAGGCAGAGACUUCACUCAGAAUCAGGUUCUCAAGGUAGUAGUAAAGGAGCUCCUCCUUCAUUUUCUGGUAAAAUAUUACAAAAUUCAUUAAUGAAACCUCUCACAGCACCAAAGAUUCAACAGAUGGACAAGCAGUUGCCAUGCCAUAAGGAAAGGGAGUUGACUCCUCCUCCACCUGGUACAGAAAGCUUAUCAGAUGAAAAGGACCAGUCCAUCAUGGAUACAUCUAACAUGGAUGCCAUCAAAGAUUUGGAAAUUACUAGAGCAGAAUCAGCAUUAAUGCCACCCAUCCUAAAAAUAAGCACAAGUAAAGAAAAAGUUUUGUCUUCUACCAAAAGUUAUUCCAGUUCUAUACUUAUAAAUACAAGUAGUUAUUCACUGAACUUACUUGGCAGUAAGGGUGAAGUUGAUCCUUUACAAGGUAAAACUUCAGAAAUUUUGCAAAAUAUUUGCAUAAAGGAUUCUUCUAAUAAAUUUUCCACAGUAGGUGGAAAAAGUAAAGAAUUGGAUCCCAAAUAUAGUGAUGAGGAAAGGUCUUGUACUCCUCUUUCUGAGCAGCCUGAUGCCAAAAAUAUAGCCAUAUCAUCAAAUGCUGGUUCUUUUUCUUGGACAGAUAAGGCUGCUCUCCCUUCUGAAGAAGGAAUUUUUGGUUCAGAAUUAUCUCCAUCGGUAAGUCUUAUGGACAACAGGGAGUCAGUUAAUUCAAAAACAGUUGUUUCAAGUAAUAUAGAUGACAACUCUUCCAACCACUGUUUGACCAUAAAUACACCUGAUGAAAACCAAGAUUCUAGCAGCAUUGAUAAAGAUAGAUCUUGUACACCCCUGCCUGAGAAGCAUGAUAAUGAAAGAGAAACAACAUCACCUGUCAAUAAAAGGCUUGUUGGUAACACUAUGUGUGAUACCCAAGACUCUGAUAAAGGCUCUGCUUUCAAAAAACUUCUGUGUGAUGAAGAAAUGAACUUAAAGAAAGCUACCAACAGUGUAUGUGAUAGCCAAGACUCUGACAAAGGCUCUGCUUUCAGAGAAUGUUUGUCUGAUGAGCAAUUAAGUUCAGAGGAAACUACUGAAGGUGUAUGUGAUAGCCAAGAGUCUGACAAAAGCUCUGCUUCUAAAGAAUGUUUGCCUGAUGAGCAAAUAAGUUUCAAGGAAAAUACUGACAAUGUAUGUGAUGGCCAAGAGUCUGAUAAAGACUCUACUUCCAAAGAAUGUUUGCCUGAUGAGCAAAUGUGUUUAAAAGAACUUGCCAAAGACAAUAAUGAGUGUUGUGUUGUUGUGGGUGAAGCAAGUUUCAUCCAUGGUAGUGAUAAUAGGUGUCAGACAUCUAGACAGGAUGACACUGCAGUUAUGGAUACUACAUCACCUGUUAAUACACCAUCAGCUAGCAACACUGAAUGUGAUAGCCAAGACUCUGAGAAAGGCUCUGUUUCCAAAGAAUGUUUGUUAGAAGAGCAAGACAGUAAUGUUUCCAGCAGUUUAAAGGAAACUCCAGAAGACAGUAAUGAAUGCAGUGCAAUUAUGAAUGAAAAAGAUCUGACUCUCAGUAUUGACAUAAAUGAAGAACCUAAAAGUCCUAUUAUUAAAUGUGGAAGUCCUUUACAGCUUGUAAAUUUUCCCAAAGGUUUUGAAAGCAUGGAUAUUGCUGACUUCUAUUCACCAUCAACAAGUGAUUCCACUUGUGCACAAAAUGUUGAUUCCUCUGAAACAACCAUACUGAAGACAGAGAAUUAUCCUUUUCCAGUUUCAGCUGAAAAUAUGAUGGAUGCACAAGAUCUGUCUGGGACACCACAAAGAAAAGCUAAUUUCACAAAGGAAGACACCACUGAAUUUUAUGUUGAGAAAGAUCAGAAGGAACCAAAAGCUGCUGAAGGACCUUCAUGUAGUCAAACUAUAGAGAUUCAUGAAAAAGAAUCGGACACUAAUAAGGAUUCAAAUGAACAUCAUGAUUUUCAUUCACAUGAAGGUCAUGAUUUUCUUGAGAGCAAAGAUGUUAAGGAUGAAGCCUUUCCAGUUGAGCAUCCCUCAGAAAGAAAAGUUGCUAGAAGUUUCAGAAGAAUAGCAGAAAUAGCAGAGUAUAAAGAACAAGAGACUUCUAGGGAGUCUGAGGAAAUUAGCCAUGACUCAGCAAUAUUGAUUGAUGAAGUUGAUUCAAAAACUUCAGAAGAAGAGUCUGCAAGUAAUUCUGGUAGUGUUAAGGAAGGAAAAAGAAAGCCUGUGAGAAAGGCAACCCGAAAGAGAACAACAAAAAUUAAAAAAACAGAGGAGGAUGAAUGCCCAUCACCAAGAACCAGUGCCAGCAGGAGUAGUGCUGGCUGCCUUAGUCCUAGUUUUGUGGAGUCACCACGACCCAUGCGUAGCAGCAGGAGGGCAGCUGCUGCAGCCAUUAAAGCAAUGGCAAAAGAUCAAGAUGACACUCCUCCUGAUUCCCCACCAUCAGAUGAUGAUGAUGAUUAGUCAGAAUGAAUGUCCUUGUGCAAGACUCCUUGGAAAAUUUUCCUUAAUUAUUCUGAUAAUUUCAUAUCACUCCAUCAUUAACUCACCCACAGAUUGUUUUAUUCUGUAUUGCCAGAUUGCAGCUUUAUAAGUUAGCAGCUGUGUGUUGAAAUGAGAUAUGUACUGUACUUUUGUGAUGUUACCUGAUUAUAAAAAGUUUGAAUUUAAAAAUAUUUUGCAUUGUAAAUAUCUUGUGUAUCAUAUUUGAUCAGAUAUAGCUAUACUUCUAUCCUAUUGUUUUGGAAUUUGUUUGAACAUGUUUCAAGAACAAUACUAUUUAACAAACAGAACACAAUUAACCUUUAUAACUGAAGUGGAGAACAGUACUUGUUAUGGAAAUCCAGAUUUUGGCAUAAAUUUUUGAUGGUAUAAUAUAUUAGAAUGAAUUGCUACAACAUACAGCACAUUUCAGAAAUACAUUAACAAUACAAUGUGUAGUGUUUACAUGACUGGUACAUCAAGAUGUGGGGUUCACAAGGGGCCAACAUAGAGGUUACUCAUGGAGCUCAAAUGUAGUCCCUGCUACUCAUGGGACUGCAAUUGUAUUGGUUCUACUGAAGCAGCAAGAUGGGAAUUUGUGACAAAAGUACCUGUGAAAAUUGAUAUCUUAUUAUGAGUGUAAGGAAAAAACUUAGGGAGUAAUGCAGUAAUGUAAUAUAUAUAUAUUAGAUAAAAUAAUAAUGUCAUUUUGUAAUGCCAGAAAUACUGUACUGUCAUAAAUUCUGUGCUUAAAUAAGAAUAGUAUUUGUUCAUGACAUGUUUUAUUUAAUGUAUUAAUAUAUAUUUUUAUUGUGUAA
Molecule: messenger RNA, 8397 nt
Organism: Scylla paramamosain (green mud crab)
Lineage: Eukaryota; Metazoa; Arthropoda; Malacostraca; Decapoda; Portunidae
Exons: 8
Coding region: 260-7561 (2433 amino acids)
Biological process (GO): positive regulation of DNA-templated transcription; negative regulation of DNA-templated transcription
Cellular component (GO): nucleoplasm
Molecular function (GO): nucleic acid binding; zinc ion binding
Source: RefSeq, a predicted model, not a curated record